AUGGCCACCGACGCAACGGUCCCCACUUCCGCCUCCGCCAACGGCGCCGAGCCCACGUCCGCUUCGCCGCUCACCAGCAAGGGUAAGGGCAAGAUGGUCGAGGACACAUCCAUGGACGAUGAUGACGAUGAGGAAGAGGAAGAGGAGGAAGAGGACGAGGACGAGGAGAUGGCCGAGGAGGAAGAGUUCGAAGAAAUCGACACGUCUGCCAUCAUCACUGGGGGCCGCCGCACACGCGGCGUUCGCGUCGACUACUCCUCGGCUGAAGCACACGCGAAAGCGGGCCUUCAGGCAGGCGAGGCCGCCGAGGAUGACGAGAACGAGGACUCGUUCGUCGCCCGGGACGACGACAUGCACGACUAG
Molecule: messenger RNA, 363 nt
Organism: Epithele typhae
Lineage: Eukaryota; Fungi; Basidiomycota; Agaricomycetes; Polyporales; Epitheliaceae
Exons: 3
Coding region: 1-363 (120 amino acids)
Source: RefSeq, a predicted model, not a curated record